Danio aesculapii is the source of this 4514-nucleotide messenger RNA. It is a transcript of the gene chst11, whose product is annotated as carbohydrate (chondroitin 4) sulfotransferase 11. The record is from RefSeq and is a predicted model, not a curated record. Gene Ontology annotation, cellular component: membrane. Gene Ontology annotation, biological process: carbohydrate biosynthetic process; proteoglycan biosynthetic process. The coding region runs from base 156 to 1214 and encodes 352 amino acids. The transcript is spliced from 3 exons. Lineage: Eukaryota; Metazoa; Chordata; Actinopteri; Cypriniformes; Danionidae. Gene Ontology annotation, molecular function: sulfotransferase activity.
AGCGCGCAGAUCUUUGAGACACGGACGCGGGCGGCAGCAGCAGGAGAGAGAGAGAGAGAGAGAGGGAGAGAGAGAGAGAGAGCAUCAGCAUCAACACACAGACCCGCUGAACGGGGCUCGGCAGCCUCCCUCCCUCCGUCCCUCCGUGCCCAGCCAUGAAACAAACCAUACUGGACCUCAUGAGGAUGAGUAGGAUCUGUCGGAUGGUGCUGGCCACUUGUUUAGGAUCUUUUAUUCUGGUCAUCUUCUAUUUCCAAAGUAUGUUCCAACCAGUUAUGAGGAGGAAUCCAUUCGCAGCGGAGGGCUGCUGUCGGAAAGGCUCCAGAAACGCCCUACAGGAGCUGUACAACCCCACACAGGCCGAGUUCUCUGCGGCGGCAGUGUUGCACCAGGCCCGGCGGGAUCAGGUGGCGGAGACGUGUCGUGCACACAGUGCGUCCAGCCGUAAACGCCGUGUCUUGACCCCCAGUGACCUCAAGCACCUGGUGGUGGACGAGGACCACGAGCUUAUCUACUGCUACGUGCCCAAGGUGGCGUGCACCAACUGGAAGCGGGUCAUGAUGGUGCUGAGCGGCCGUGGCAAGUACAGCAACCCAAUGGAGAUCCCAUCCAAUGAGGCCCAUGUGCCCUCCAACCUCAAGACCCUCAACCAGUACAGCAUCCCUGACAUCAACCACCGGCUCAAGAACUACCUCAAGUUUCUCUUUGUGCGUGAGCCCUUUGAGCGGUUGGUGUCAGCCUACCGCAACAAGUUCACACUCCGCUACAACACCUCCUUCCACAAACGCUACGGGACGAAGAUUGUUCGGCGAUAUCGAAAGAAUGCCACAACCGAGGCACUGCAGAGCGGUGCCGAUGUGAAGUUUCAAGAGUUCGCAGAGUACCUGGUGGACCCGGGCACUCAGAGAGAAGCUCCACUCAAUGAACACUGGCAGACCGUCUACUCGCUCUGCCACCCCUGCCACAUCCACUACGACCUGGUGGGCAAGUAUGAGACUUUGGAGGAUGAUGCAAACUACGUGCUCAAACUGGUAGGGGAGGGUGACUCACUGCGCUUCCCAUCGUUUGCCAAAUCUACCCGUACCACCGACCAAAUGGCAGCCAUGUUUUUCGGCAACAUCAGCUCCCAGCAGCAGAGCCAGCUCUAUCAACUCUACAAACUGGACUUUCUUAUGUUCAACUAUUCUACUCCUAGCUACCUGAAACUGCAGUAGACAUCCAUAUGCAGUGGCGCACACUUUCUGAGCUUGUUCAACAAGGUUGAGCAAUAGGAGAAGAGCCGGGGCUCAGAGACACAGGCAGGGGAAUCAACCAAGCACCUAAAUGUAAAAUUGUAUUUAUAUCCGCUGGGACGGUUGCUUUAUUUUAAAAUGAUCAAGGAGCUGUCGGUCUCAAAUGCACUCGAAAGUGGUCUUUUUGAGACUGAGGUCUGAAGCGCGGAUGUAUGUGCCCAUUGAAUUGUACAUUUCCAGUGUAAAGGCUCUUUUUCCACAACAUCAAAAGCAAUAGGACAGUAUCUGAGCCAUACCUGCUCAGCUGGUUUAUCUAGUAAUAUACUCAGCCAGCCGCCAUUAUCGAAGCUUCACAAAAAGGAGCAGCUAGACUAAUAAUAAGACUCAAGAUACAAUCAGAGACUUGUUCUGACUUCAAUUCCCUUACUUCUAAUUCCUUGUUCACUUUGGAAGUUUCCUCGCUUCUCUCCCAUACUCAGACUGCCUUUGUGUGUAUUUAUAUGGUGCAUAGGUAACGGUGCACACUAAAAUAAGAAUGACAAAAAAAGGCAUUGAAAGGUGCCUUGCUGAAGGGGCGUGUUCUAAUGUGAGUGACAGGCAGGGGCUCUGCCCACUGGGUCAGUCAGGGAGCAUCUGUAGCAGUCAGGGGUCAGAGGUCACUGGCCUCAAACACACUGUUCCCACAACCCCGUCCUCCUUUGGUUGGUCUUCAGUAAAUUAAAAGAUUUAGUUUUAUUUUGUAUUUGUUUGUAAUGGAAAAGGGUGCUGCGAGCAGCACGCUAUUGUAUUAUUUGCAUUACUCUGUGAAAUAGAGAUAAGAAACACUUAAUGUUUUGUUCUGAGCAAAGGAAAUCAGCUUAGCGCUAGAGAUCUUCUGAUGUUUAAUUGUCAUAAUUUGUUCAUAAUUUUUCUUGCCUCAUAUGCAGAACACUGUUGCUGGGAUACCUCGCUGGUUGACGGGUGUACGGAAACGGGCAGGACUUUGUUUUCUGAGCUGUUCUCAUGGGAAAGUUUCACACAGUGGUGUGCAUUUGAGAAAGAGAGAGAGAGAGAAAGUGCAGGCAAAUCUGUUCAAUCCAUUACAUGAUUUAAACCUCUUUUGCAAUUUCAGCAGUUCAAAGGAACACCCUUUAAUUUAGUCCUUUAUGACCUUUAUUUGCUUUGAUGAUACACAAAAUGUAUAAAAACUGCUUAUUUAUGAGAACAAAGGCAACAAGUGGGUGUGUCCAAGUUCUUUAUCUCACUGUCCUUUUCUGUAGCAAUUCUCUUGACUCUGACUGAGGGCUUCUUUCAGCUUUCUCUCUCACACAUCUCUGUGCUUUUUAGGAAAAAGUCUUCAAAAAGUUGGCCUGAAUAAGCGAGUGCUGAUUAGCAGGAUUUUAAGUCCUGUAGAGAAGGGUGUUUAAUGAAGACCACACACAUUCACACACACACACACACACUUGUGGAGGCACCCUGUUCAUGCAGAGUAAAAGUGUGGCAAAAAAGCAAAGGCCACGUUUUCGAUCUUUCCUUCGCUAUCCCAUUCUCACGCUUGUUUUCCAAAAUCUUAUCUUACUCCAAAAAAAAAAGGAAUUCUCAUGAUAUUCCCCAUCAUGCUGAAACCAGUAAAAAAACUGUAAGUAAUAAUUACAAAACUUGAGCAUUUUAACCAAGUUGUCAUGUAGUAAUUAUGGUAACUGACAGGCUGGUUAGGACAAAAUAUCACAUCCAGUAGAUAAAUUUAGCAUAUACAGUACUACACACACAAAAACUUGGGCUGUUUCUCAAUUCCAAGAACGCAGAGAACAGACAUGUGAUCUUGUGGAGACCGGUAUUGCCAGGUCACCGCAGAAGAACGAACUCGGGAGACCACGAGAACACAGAACACGUCCUGUGAGAAAUGAGAUGCUGCGUUCUUCCCGAUAGUCACAUGACCUUCACGCAUUUUUAAUAGAAGACUAUUCAAACAUUACUGCACAUACAGCAUACAACGAUUUAUUGUUUUUUUCCCUUUUCAAUAAAUGUAACACGCAGAAAAACCUUACAAAUAUAAGCUGCACAAUACAAAUAACACAGAUUUUAAUAUUAAUUUCAGCAAAUAAUCACCCGCAAUGUGUUAUUUUCAUGGUAAUGUUUACUUUCACCAUUACAUUUAGGGAAAGUCCUGAGAUAAAUAUGUUAAAUCUCUGAACUUAAAUAAUAAAUCUAUAUAAGAUGCUGCGCUUUCCACCUUCUUUAUUCAGUCACAAUGACUUCUAGGUUCAGUUCUCAAGUUCGGUGCUCAAGUCUGCAUCGAUGCGUCCUCAAUACCAAAAACACAUGCGGAAACUUUCAUGCAGCCUCCGUUCUUGCGGUCUUGAGUUUUGAAACUGAACUUUUAUGGUUGAUGAUGACGUUACACAAGAACACAAGAUCGCUGAAGAACGGGACCAGGGGCAGCCAAGCUGGAGCACAUACUCUUGUCCCCUGGGCUCUGCAAUAGUUGGGGAAAUUCGAAAUUGAACCAAAAUAAAAAACAACCCACUAAAAUUGGCUUAAGAUUGGCAAUGAAAAUUCAGGAAUUGCAAUCAGCAGAACCUGGGAAGAAAAAAAAAUAUUGAGAAACUGCCUUGGUCUGUUUGCUCCUAGAUUGCACGUUCAAAUCUCUCCUCUCAUUUUGUGAAUCUGAAGCAAAACAAAUCUGAAACUUUUUUAUUUCUAAGUCAUCAGCUCAGAAAACAUGUUCCUGAAUGCCUUCCCAGUUUUAAAAACUGUUUAUUUCAUUUGUUCUGUAACAACAAACGCGGUACAGCCUCAUUAGCGCCCACACGGCAGCCACGCUAAUACACGCAUUAGCGCCCACAUUAGCAGGCACAGUGCCUUUCAAACGGUCACUCCAUCAAAUGCAGCACAGCUCACUCACGUUGCAUGCAUUUUUAGAAACAAAACCCAUAAUUUGCUUUAUUUAUGAUUCCAGCUGAGGGCAUUCCCGGACGUUUUUAAUCAUCUUUAGCUAACUUUGCUAACGCUGUAGUAGAUGCUCACACGGCUUACCUGUUGCUCUAUGUGCCUGUUUAAUGAUCAGUGUCUACAUUGGUUGCUGAGUUCCCAAACUAGCCGCAGUCUAAUUUAUUUAUUUAUUCCAUCCAAGUAUCAAGGAUGGACUCUGCCGGGUCACUGGGUCAGACCCUCGCACUGUAAAUGGGGAAAAAUACAAAACAAAUGAACUGUCAAAUCAAUGCGCUCCCUGGAGAACGCGCUCACACACUUUCUCUCUCUAUCUCUUCUGUUUUCUCAAUAAAGCUGAAACUGAAACCCUUA